Molecule: messenger RNA, 591 nt
Organism: Halteromyces radiatus
Lineage: Eukaryota; Fungi; Mucoromycota; Mucoromycetes; Mucorales; Cunninghamellaceae
Product: 60S ribosomal protein L18-A
Exons: 3
Coding region: 34-591 (185 amino acids)
Biological process (GO): translation
Cellular component (GO): ribosome; cytosolic large ribosomal subunit
Molecular function (GO): RNA binding; structural constituent of ribosome
Source: RefSeq, a predicted model, not a curated record
UACCUUCUCUUUUCUCACCCACUUGAAUCCGCCAUGGGUAUCGACAUCAAGAAGCAUCACGUUAAGAACAGCAACCGUACUGCUCCCAAGUCUAACAAUGUCUACUUGCAAUUGUUGGUCAAGUUGUAUCGUUUCCUCGCUCGUCGUACCGAUGCCAACUUUAACAAGGUUGUGUUGAAGCGUCUCUUUAUGUCUCGUAUCAACCGUCCUCCUGUCACUGUUUCCCGUUUGGCCAAGUAUGCUGCCAAGAAGGAUGUUGCCAACAAGACCUUUGUUGUUGUUGGUACUGUGACUGAUGACUCUCGUCUUUUGGAUUUGCCCAAGUUGUCUCUUGCUGCUCUCCAUGUCACCAAGACUGCCAAGGCUCGUAUCUUGAAGGCUGGUGGUGAAAUCUUGACUUUGGAUCAAUUGGCUCUUCGUGCUCCUACUGGUGCCAACACUGUCCUUGUCCGUGGUGCCAAGAACUCUCGUGAAGCCGUCAAGCACUUUGGUUUUGGUCCUCAUAAGAACAAGAAGCCUUAUGUCCGUUCCAAGGGUCGCAAGUUUGAAAAGGCUCGUGGUAAGCGUGCUUCUCGUGGUUUCAAGGUUUAA